GAGGGAAUGGGCCGAGCUUCCCACGAAAGGAGGCUAUGUGCGAGGUGAAAGUACAUCAGUGCCGGGGAAAAUAGCCUAGGGGGCACUUCGGAGCGAGCGACAGAGCGGAGAGAUUGCAAGGGGCAGGCAGCAAGAGACAAAGAGGAGGGAGGACAUGAGCGAAAGGAAAGGGAGAGGACAGGGGAUCAGCUGAGUGAAACCGAGCGAGAAAAGCCCUUCCCUUGCCGGCACGUCCCUGGGCAGCGCGGACAGGUCCCCCCCCCCCGUUGGCCAGAAGACAAAGAAGCAGCCAGCCCCAUGGGGAAAGGGGGGGAGAAAGGCGAGGAGUCGGGGGAGUGCAAGGCGCAGAUCCCCUUCUACACCUGGGAGGAGAUCCAGAAGCACAACCUGAGGACGGACAAGUGGCUGGUGAUAGAGCGCAAGGUGUACAAUGUCACCCAGUGGGCAAACAGGCACCCGGGGGGCCACCGAGUGAUCAGCCACUGCGCCGGGGAAGAUGCCACGGAUGCGUUCCAGGCCUUCCAUAUCAAUCCCACCUUGGUGCAAAAGUUUCUCAAGCCAUUACUUAUCGGAGAGCUUGCUCCAGGGGAACCCAGCCAAGACCGAGAUAAAAAUUCCCAGCUGGUGGAGGAUUUCCGGACCCUGAGGAAGACAGCGGAAGACAUGAAUUUAUUCAGAGCAAGCCCUUUGUUCUUCUCUCUUUACCUGGCCCAUAUUAUUGCAAUGGAAGCUUUAGCUUGGCUAAUGGUUUCAUACUUCGGUACCGGGUGGAUCACAACUCUCCUCCUUGCGUGCAUCCUUGCAACUUCCCAGACCCAGGCAGGGUGGCUGCAACAUGACUUUGGACACCUGUCUGUCUUUAAGAAGUCUUCCUGGAACCACCUUGUCCACAAGUUUGUGAUUGGACACAUGAAGGGCGCCUCUGCAAACUGGUGGAACCACCGUCACUUCCAACACCAUGCCAAGCCCAACAUAUUCAAGAAAGACCCAGAUGUGAACAUGCUGCAUGUUUUUGUCCUUGGAGAUACACAGCCUGUUGAGUAUGGCAAGAAGAAGCUGAAGUACCUGCCUUACAACCACCAGCAUGAGUACUUCUUCCUCAUCUUCCCACCUCUGCUCAUCCCCGUGUAUUUCCAAAUCCAAAUCAUCUCAACCAUGAUCAAGCGCAGGUUCUGGGCGGACCUAGCCUGGGCCUUCAGCUACUACAUGCGCUAUUUCAUCACAUACAUCCCAUUCUAUGGCGUUCUGGGAUCCCUGUCUCUCCUCACUUUUGUCAGGUUUCUGGAGAGUCACUGGUUUGUGUGGGUCACCCAGAUGAAUCACAUUCCAAUGGAAAUUGAUUUUGAGAAACACAAAGAUUGGCUCAGCUCCCAGUUGGCAGCCACUUGCAACAUCGAGCAGUCCUUUUUCAAUGACUGGUUCACCGGGCACCUGAAUUUUCAAAUUGAGCACCACCUGUUUCCAACAAUGCCACGGCACAAUUUCUGGAAAGUUAAACCUUUGGUGAAGUCAUUAUGCGCCAAGUACGGAGUCCAAUAUGAAGAGAAGCCUCUUGGAAAAGCAUUUGUAGACAUAAUUGGGUCCCUAAAGAAAUCUGGAGAUCUAUGGCUGGACGCUUACCUCUAUAAGUGAACAUGAAUCUUAAUGGGGGGUGUGAGUGAUUGGGAGGGCUGGGGUGGGUGGCGAGGGGGGGAAUCACAUUUGUCUUUUACUGCUAGAUUUCAGUCUGUAUCUACGUGCACAGUUUGAGUGGAGUUUCCUGUCUUGUGAACUGCUACUGGUAUGAGCUCGGGCAACUUGUUAAACCCAGACAGAUUUAAAACGUGCUCGGCCUAGUCUUCAGAGGAUGAGACCCAGUGCCUGUAUUGCACAAAAUGGACGGCUGGGGUAGAAUGGAGAGGGGGAUUUAAAAAGGGGGCAUUUAACAUCUGCCCUCCACCUUCUCCUCACUAAAGAUUCAUUCUAGCUCUACCUAAAACACACAAGGCCUGAUUUAGACACAUAUGACUUGUCAGGCUUCAGCGAGUGUUUGCAAUCCAAGGACGCUCGUGUCAGCUCGUGCCUUUUUUUAAUCCAUGUUUGUGCAAAAGAGGCACUCAGAAGAGAGUUUCACUUAAAAAUAACACAGUCUGUGAUCACCAUCACAACAGGAGCUCAGGCGGGCUGUGUUCCCUGCCAGCUCUGCCUACAGGAAUCACACUCUGUGGGGACCAGCAGCUGCUGUAUGGUGUGGCUUUCAGUCCUGCUCAGAGCCCUACUGUGCCUUUGUUGGUUUCUCUGUUUUCUCUCCUGCCUUUCUUUCUCUAAUCAUAGCAUCUCUUCAGUAAAAGCUGUGAUAUUGACCCUGAACCAUUAACGUCUCAGCACCUUUCGGUCAGGGUUCUUAAUACAGGACUGUGUCUGUAUUUUUAUGACUAGCCCCGAUUUCUAAGUGUCCGUCAAAGAUCUCUGGGCUUACAUGGUAUAAUAUCUCCUUUUGGUAGAGGGUCUAUUUUCUUUCUUUAAUGAGCAACAGGCCUGGCAGAGCAUUAUAAUUGUCAGUAACUUACUCAAAAACAAUCAAACUGGAAAUAAGACACAAAACUUACUGAUUGCCACCCAUGCCCCACUGUAACCACAAAUGGUCUUUUCACCUGCAAGAGCAGCUGGGCAGUGUACUUCAGCAACACCCAGUUCUGCCUGUCUGCACAUGCCUGACAUAUACCAAGACUGUUUCUGCUGGUCAGAGGCCAGGACUGUGUAUCCUUGUCCUGAGACCAAGAAGGAGCUGCCCAACCACUCGACCUGCUCCCCCAGGCCUUCUGGGGAGGGGUAUGAAAACAGAAUUGACCAGGCUGUGUUGGUGAUGUGAAAUCUUCUACAGAAAGCUCUUACAACAUUUUCUGUCCAACACCUAGUUGCCAAAAUCCAUGAAUGGCUUAACCAGAGGUGUGGUUGAACACCUUCCAGGUGCUUCACUAACAGACAACGAAGCCCACUGCAGAAAAAUCAAGGGCUUUUGAUUCAGUUGUAAUACAAUAGAAGAGAUAUAUGCUCUAGUUUAUGAUAAAGGACCAUGGUUUCAAAAGCAGCAUUCCAGUUCCAACAGCUUGUCUCAGCUCAAAACAUGUUUCCUAGUACAAUAGGGAUACGCUAAUUAUUUGCACGUAUCAUCAUUUUGUUCAAUUCUGAAUCUCGAUUCUGACUAUCAAGUCCUUCAAUGCUAAUGAAGUCCCACAAAAUCAGCAAGGUUCUGCACGCACAGAGACAACUCCAGGACUGUGGCCAGACACUUCCAAAACCAUAUUCUCACCUCCCUCUUUGGAGAACAAGAUGAGAUUCCUGUGCUUACAGAAAGGAAAUGCAUAGGUAGGACUGCAACUUAACCCAGCUACUAAUAUUUGAGGUGUGUAAAGGGCUUCCUUUCGUGUUCUUGUCACCCCUUACUCGAGUAUCACCAUGAAUAGUUAGGACAAAACCUUGCUGGUGCCUAAAACUUGAAAAGAAUGAGGAGUUUUUAUAGCUGAUUUCUAACAGCAUACGCAGUAACAUCCUUCUGGACACUGUAACCUCUCAGACAGGCAAUAACAGGCAAUUGUGGUUAGCUGUAUUAAGACUGCCUUACUACAUCCAUUUGUUUCUGACUCCUUGAAUGUAUCUCACUGCCUCUGCUCCAGCAGGGAGAACCACAAACACACCAGCGGUGCAAUCUUUUAAACACCCAGCUUAUUUUUCUGAUAGCUUGUAUUUUUUUUGCUCAUUCAGUUCUUGUUUCCAAAGCAGAUGUUUCCUGAGUACAGAUGCUUCUUCCUCCUUCGCUCUGUCCUCUUUUGUCUAUCUUACCUUUCGUGUUGGGGAAACCAUUUGCUCUUUAACACCUAGAAACUUUCCUGCAGGGAACUUGUACCUCUGCCUAGGUAAAUAGUGCUGCUUUAGCAGUUUGGCUUCUGACCUGCCUGCUGGAAGGACUGUUUUUCUGCUAAAAAUCCAAAGUACUUCCAACCUAACAGCCUGGCCUAACAGCGCCUAGCAGACAGCAGCUACAACCGAUGAUGGCUGAAGGAACCUGAGAGGUUCUAGGAGAGCAACCAUGCUGCAACAGUCUACAGAAGGAAGGACCUUAGGCAAAUGGGCUUCCCCCCCCCCCCAAGACCAUAGGGCAAGGUACAAAAGAGAAGAAAAGAGGGACAGGAUAGAUCUUGAUAUUAGCUUUUCUCCCUGCUACUUGAUUUUUUCAGACCCUCAAAAAUUCCCCUUUCAUGAAAAAAAUUGUUCAGUUGCUCAAAUCCAGAAAUAAAAAAAAUAAAAAAUAAAAAAGUGUAGUGUUAUAGUCAGAAGUGACGUCCAAGUCUCAUGCACUGUUCUUGCUAUUGCAAGAUAAAAGGGUCUGCUCUGCAAAGAACAGGUCACCAACACUUUUUAACCACCAGUUUGUUCUUUUAUUCAUUGUACUUAUAUGUUCAGAAAGUUUGUCUUGUGAAAACAUAAGAAGCUGGUGACUAUGCCAAGCAAAGCCUCUCUGGCGGCAUUACUCAUGUAGUUUCUUCCCCUCCCUCCAAAAAAUCCCAGCCCACUAUCAUGGAAGUCAAACUGUUAUAUAAGCACAUUAAUGUACGAGUUCUCCAUCCAUUAAUCAGAUCAAACAGACCCCGACAAAAAAAAAAAAAAGGACAUCUGGAGAAAUCUGCCUUGUUAAAACUGUAAGUAGCACCAAAGCGAAAUCUGAUCUACAGAUGUUUGUGGAGUUUCAGUAAAACUGCAAACUUGGGCUGUGGAUGGAUGUAAACUUCACAUGGCCUUGCAUGGCUUUGUCCCCAGGGCAAAAGUGCAGCAAUCCUGGUGAGCUUCCCUUUGCAGUUUCCAAUUAGCCAUCAAAAUUAUAUAAUUGCUGUGCUGAAAUUGCAGUUUUGCUCCAGCUGAGGACUAAAACUAACUAGUUUCUCUAAAAAUGAGUGGAUUUCAUUUCUCUCUCGAAAAACCUGCAGAGACUUGCAGAUAAAGUCAUCUGAGCCACGUCGCUGGCUACAGGAGCACUUGCCAGCAUACAGAAGCUGUGAGUCAGAAACACAGCUUGUCUCAGGUCCAAUAACGAAACAAUAGUCAGGAAAUGACUGACUUCGCUUCUCUUCAGUCACUCGUUAGCAGGGCCUGGCAUACAAGUGGGAGCCCCAGCACGUUCAGAGAGGCUUGGAAGAGAAAGACAUUAACUAAAGCAAGUGCAGGAAAGGCAAAAGAAACCUCUGGGCAGGAGAGAUAUGGGCAUGUAUUUUGGAAGGAGUAGUACGGAGCUGGGAGAAACGUGCGAAGGGAGCAGGUUCGGCAGCGGUGCAUGAGUGGGAGAAAAAGCAUCAAGGAGGUGGACAGAGAAGAAAAGGCGACUUGAAACCAGGUGCCCACUAUUCUCCCAUUAAUUGCUAGUAUCUGACUGGCUACAGACACUGGUUCUGCAUGGAUGCACAAGGUGAGAAAUGACAGAGCACAGGCACAAAGAAAAUGGUGGAGCCUGGCUGCAGCAGGGGCGGUCAGCAUCACUGGACAUCUCGUAAGGAACUGGAUCUUGCACUGAGCUUGUCCUCCCCCGGGUGUCAGAGCAGGGACAGUACAGGGGUAACACACGCUGUGCCCUUACUGGGGUGCCUCCUUCCCCCACAAAGCAUCCUGGCUAACCUUGGUUAAAACCGUGACCUAGAUCUUCAGCAAACAGAAAUUAAUUCUACCCAAGGCCAUGGGUCAGCGCCAGCUCUGUGAACUAACAAGGAAUGUAGCCCCAUGUUUUCAGGGAGAGGCACGAUGGGAAUGAGGGUACUCACACUGAGAUUUUCCUUUAAGCAAGAAUUUAACAAGUCUAAGAUCCCAACUUUUUACUGAAAAAAAGCUUGGGAGGCUCAGAGCACCAGCAGAGCCUCAUCAGAAGGCAGCUUCAGGCACCAUCUCCUUGCUACAGGGGAUGUAGAGGAUGCAAUCUCUUCUCUGAUCACACUGACUGAAUUUUAGCUCUUCAUUAGGGCAAAGACAUCCUUUUCUUUCUGUAAAAAUGGCCAUGUUCCAGCCAUGGCCUCUUCCAGUAGAUGCUUUCCUAAGAAAGCCUUCCUGAGUCCUAACAUCUCAAAUGUUCUUUAGAAGUUGUUAAAAAAAAAAAAAAAAAAAU
Cygnus atratus (black swan) is the source of this 6127-nucleotide messenger RNA. It is a transcript of the gene FADS2, whose product is annotated as fatty acid desaturase 2. The transcript has 12 exons. Gene Ontology annotation, biological process: lipid metabolic process. Gene Ontology annotation, molecular function: oxidoreductase activity, acting on paired donors, with oxidation of a pair of donors resulting in the reduction of molecular oxygen to two molecules of water. NCBI's taxonomy places the organism in Eukaryota, Metazoa, Chordata, Aves, Anseriformes, Anatidae. The record is from RefSeq and is a predicted model, not a curated record. Bases 298 to 1632 code for a protein of 444 amino acids. Gene Ontology annotation, cellular component: membrane.